CGUUCUUUUCUUUGAUUUGAUUAAUUGAUAUAUAGAAAUUAUGGCAGUGAAUGAAUGGAUCAAUGGUUACUUAGAAGCAAUUUUGGAUAGUAAAACGACCAAUGAAAACAAGGUUAAUAUACGCGAACAAGGCCAUUUUAAUCCGACUAAAUAUUUUGUUGAAGAAGUUGUUACCGGGGUCGACGAGACUGAUUUGCAUAGGACAUGGAUCAAGGUUGUUGCCACACGAAACACACGCAAACGAAGUUCUCGACUCGAAAACAUGUGUUGGCGUAUAUGGCAUCUCACUCGCAAAAAGAAACAGCUGGAGUGGGAAGAUUUCCAACGAAUAGCAAAGAGGAAAUUCGAAAGGGAACAAGGGCGCGUAGAUGUAAGGGAGGAUAUGUCAGAAGAUAUGUCGGAAUCUGAGAAAGGAGAUCUCAUUGGAGAUUUAGGCGAGAGCCCAAAGAAAACUUACCAACAUAAUGUGUCUGGUGUGGAAGAGAAAAAGUUUUACAUUAUCCUUGUGAGUUUACAUGGUUUGGUUCGUGGAGAAAACAUGGAGCUUGGUCGUGAUUCUGACACAGGUGGUCAGAUCAAGUAUGUUGUAGAGCUUGCUCGAGCACUCGCUAAGAUGCCAUGGGUGUACAGAGUUGAUCUAUUCACCCGCCAGGUGUUGUCACCUGAAGUGGAUUGGAGCUACGGAGAGCCUACUGAAAUGCUUACAGUUGGAUCCGAUGAUCCUGAUGAUGUUGGUGAGAGUAGUGGAGCUUAUAUUAUAAGAAUACCAUUUGGCCCACGUGACAAGUACCUUCGCAAAGAAUUACUUUGGCCUUAUGUUCAAGAAUUUGUAGAUGGGGCACUUGCACAUAUUCUUAAUAUGUCCACGGUAUUAGGUGAACAAAUCGGUGGAGGGCAUCCAAUUUGGCCAUAUGUAAUUCAUGGUCAUUAUGCGGAUGGUGGUGAUAGUGCAGCUAUUCUUUCGGGUGCACUUAAUGUUCCAAUGGUUUUAACUGGACAUUCACUUGGUAGAAACAAGCUUGAACAACUUCUUAAGCAAGGUAGGCAGUCAAAAGAAGAUAUUAAUUCAACUUAUAGGAUUAUGAGAAGGAUAGAAGCGGAAGAGCUAUCAUUAGAUGCAGCUGAACUCGUUAUUACAAGCACCCAACAGGAAAUUGAUGAACAAUGGGGACUUUAUGAUGGAUUUGAUGUUAAGCUUGAAAAAGUUUUACGAGCUCGUGGCAGACGGGGUGUUAAUUGUCAUGGUCGAUUUAUGCCUAGGAUGGCGGUUAUUCCUCCCGGAAUGGACUUCAGCAAGGUUAUCCAAGAAGCAAACGAGGCUGAUGGGGAUCUCCCGUUUACCAACACAGAAGGGUCUUCUCCAAAAGCGGUUCCGCCAAUAUGGUUAGAAAUUAUGCGGUUUUUGACAAAUCCACACAAACCAAUGAUAUUGGCAUUGUCAAGACCUGAUCCAAAGAAGAACAUUACUACUCUUUUGAAGGCUUUUGGAGAGUGUCGCCCUUUAAGAGAGCUUGCAAAUCUGACGCUUAUCAUGGGGAAUAGAGAUGAUAUAGAUGAAAUGUCAGCUGGAAACGCUAGUGUGCUCACAACGGUGCUGAAGCUGGUAGACAAAUAUGAUCUUUAUGGGCAAGUGGCAUUUCCUAAACAUCAUAAGCAAAACGAUGUUCCAGAAAUCUACCGUCUUGUUGCCAAAACUAAGGGUGUUUUUAUCAAUCCUGCUUUGGUUGAACCUUUUGGGCUUACAUUGAUUGAGGCUGCUGCUCAUGGACUUCCUAUGGUAGCAACUAAAAAUGGUGGCCCUGUCGAUAUUAAUAGAGCAUUGAACAACGGGCUGCUCAUAGAUCCCCAUGAUCAACAAGGAAUAGCUAAUGCUCUACUUAAACUUCUAUCGGAGAAGAAUUUGUGGCAUGAGUGCCAGAAAAACGGUUGGAGAAACAUACACCUCUUCUCGUGGCCUGAACACUGUCGUACAUAUCUGACAAGAGUGGCAUCAUGUCGAAUGAGACAUCCCGCAUGGAAAACAGACAUACCUUUAGAUGAAAUGCCUAGGGAAGAAUCCUUAAAUGACUCACUUCAAGAUGUGCAAGAUACAUCUUUGUUCCUCUCAAUUGAUGGAGAUAAAUCUUAUUCAAUCAACGACUCAUUAGAUGGUGGCGGGGAUAUUCAAGAUCAAGUCAAACGAGUGAUGAGCAAGAUGAAGAAACCUCACUCAUCUGAAAAAGUUGGUGAGAUGAACAAGAAAGUAACCUAUAAUAAUAACACCGAUAAUGUGUCUCAGUAUCCGAUGUUAAGGAAGAGAAGAAAGUUGAUUGUUUUAGCGGUUGAUUGCUAUGAUAACAACGGUGCACCUGAGCAAACAAUGAUUAAUAUUAUACAAGAGAUGCUAAAGGCGAUCAAAUUAGACUCACAACUUGCAAAAGCAAGUGUUGUUGCCAUAUCCACAGCCAUGCCAUUCUCAGAGUUAAUGGAGUUCUUGAAAUUAGGGAAUGUUAAAGUUAACGAGUUUGAUGCUAUAGUUUGUAGUAGCGGAAGUGAAGUCUAUUAUCCCGGAACUUGUGAAGAAAAUGGUGAACUUCAACCGGAUCCUGAUUAUGCCUCACAUAUAGAGUAUCGGUGGGGUUCUGAUGGUGUUAAGAAAACCAUUUGGAAGUUGAUGAAUGCACCCGAAGAUGAAGAAGGAAAAUCAAGCAAAACUUUAAAAGUGAUUGAAGAAGAUGUAAAAUCGAGCAACUCUCAUUGUUUGUCAUACAUGAUAAAAGAUGUUGAAAAGGCAAAGAAAGUGGAUAAUUUGAGACAAAAAUUUAGAAUGAGAGGUUUAAGGUGUCAUCUCAUGUAUUGUAGAAACUCAACAAGAAUGCAAAUUAUUCCUCUCCUCGCCUCUCGAGCCCAAGCCCUAAGGUUUUUUUUCGUGCGUUGGAGAUUAAAUGUUGCAAACAUGUAUUUAGUUCUUGGUGAAACCGGUGACACAGAUUAUGAAGAACUCAUAUCAGGCACCCACAAGACACUUAUUCUUAAAGGAGUUGUGGAAAAGGGUUCCGAAGAGUUGCUCAGAACCAGUGGUAGCUACUUAAAAGGGGACAUAGUUCCUGAAGAGAGCCCGCUCAUUUCCUAUGUUAAUACAACUAACUCCGAAGAAAUUGCAAGCGCCUUAACGAAGCUUUCUAAAUGUGAUGCAUGAAUAUUUGAUGUUAAGUAUACUUAUAUUUAACUAUUUUUGAAAGAUA
Messenger RNA from Erigeron canadensis, 3224 nucleotides. Its product is annotated as probable sucrose-phosphate synthase 2. Lineage: Eukaryota; Viridiplantae; Streptophyta; Magnoliopsida; Asterales; Asteraceae. The transcript has 12 exons. Gene Ontology annotation, molecular function: sucrose-phosphate synthase activity; sucrose synthase activity. The record is from RefSeq and is a predicted model, not a curated record. Gene Ontology annotation, biological process: sucrose metabolic process. The coding region runs from base 41 to 3178 and encodes 1045 amino acids.